CUUUUGUAGAAUAGUUUCAUUGAACUAUUUCGUUCCGGAACGACACAACUCUUAACUUAUCUUUAGUUCUAAGGGAGGAAUUUUUGGUAAUUUCAUGAAUUUGUUGGACAAAUUCCAUUGCUUCUUGUAAUCCAGAUUUAGGCUACCUUACCUACUGUCUUCAGAUUUGAAAUUUCACAAUCGGAGUACAUGAAGAGAAUAUAAUUGGCGAACAACGUACCAAGUGGGAGAAUACGACGAAAUGUCGACAACACACAUUCUUAAUCGGAAUUGGCCAUAUCUGAGGACGCAAGGAUCUGCACUGCUUCGCAAUACGUCUCCCGUAAUUACGCUAAUAUGUUUGAUAACAAUAGUCGGUUAUUUACUAUCGUUCAGCGAGACUGCAGUAUUAUUUUUGACCGUAACUCCUGGCUAUAUUCUGCCCAAUGCCGAGUUUUGGAUAUGGACGGCAUUUACCUUUUGCUUCAUCGAAUUGCAUUGGUGGGAGGUGUUGGUAGAUGUUGUAACAGUGGGGCUGUGCGGCAAAAUGAUCGAACCCUUGUGGGGUCAAAUGGAGAUGUUUAAAUUCUUUGCCCUGAGCAAUUUUGGUGUGUCCAUCCUGACCACCAUGUAUUAUUUGUUCUACUACAUGAUAACAAAGAACCCGCAGAUUUUGUUUGAUGUUCAUAUCCAUGGUUUGGCUGGUUAUGUAGCUGGUAUAUGUGUUGCUGUUCGUCAGAUUAUGCCAGAUCAUCUGAUCUUCAAAACACGCUGGGGCAAACUGACCAAUCGCAAUGUCCCAUUGUCCGUGCUGAUAUUAUCCAUUAUAUUCUGGGCAGUGAAUAUGCUGGAUGGCACAUAUCCUGCCAUGUUUGCUUCGGGUCUUUUGGUGUCAUGGGUAUACUUACGUUUCUAUCAGCAUCAUCCCAAUGGUAAAGGCGAUAGUUCCGAAAGCUUUACUUUUGCCAGUUUCUUUCCAAAUAUAAUGCAGCCGGUAAUACAGAUAUUGGUCAAGCCAAUAUAUGGGUGCUGUUUAAAGGUGGGUGUGGUAAAACCACCGGCCCCACCGCGAGUUUCCGCCGCCAAUUUAACAUCCGUUUCAAUCUCAAUGCCCGGUGUAGAUCCACAUGACGUAGAAAGGAGGCGACAAAUCGCAUUGAAGGCACUAAGCGAACGUUUAAAGGCAACAGAAACCACAAAACACACACCGUUACCAAAAUCAUUUCCUACAGUGGCUGGAGCUGGUCACGGUCACGGUCAUAGUCACAACCACCAGCAUCAACAUAAACAUCAUCAUGGCCAUGGCCAUGGCCAUGGAAGUCAUGGUGGACACAGCCAUCAACAUGUUGGUGGUGCACACCAACAUAAUGCUUCGGGCCACAGCCACCAUAGCGGCGGGCAUGCCGAAAUACAAACGCCACCUUUUUUGGCCCAGUCAGCGUCACCAUCCCAGCCCAUCACCACGGCCCGAUCAGAACCACGAAUGAUCAGCACAAUGAGCCCCAUAGCCAUUCCCAUGCCUGCGCCGCCUCCCAAAACGCCACCUGCAGAGAAUUCUGCAAUAGCUACUAGCGAGUUUGUCGAUACCAAUAGUGAUAAAGCAUUACUCAUCGAUGUAGAGGGCGAAACCCAAUGAAAAAUGUAGCAUAAGAAGUAGUAGCAAAAUUAUCAGCUAAAAGUGUGAACACGACGAAGAUGACGAUGCUGCUGCAAACACGCUUAGCAGUGAUUUUUUGUUUUUUAUUAUAUUUUUAUUUAACCUGUAUAAAAACUACCUAGAAACUAUUUUGAAGUAUAGUUGGUACAUUUCCACAUGUUUCUUCUUCGAAGGGAAUCGCCAUUUCCUUCCCUCCAAGUUGUAUUCUCGUUUCUCUUUUUUAUAUGUAAUUAUUAUUAUGUUAAAAAUAAAUAUUAAAAUGCAAUAAAAUGCUUUUAGGACAUGA
Molecule: messenger RNA, 1922 nt
Organism: Musca domestica (house fly)
Lineage: Eukaryota; Metazoa; Arthropoda; Insecta; Diptera; Muscidae
Product: transmembrane protein 115
Exons: 2
Coding region: 242-1615 (457 amino acids)
Biological process (GO): retrograde vesicle-mediated transport, Golgi to endoplasmic reticulum
Cellular component (GO): membrane; Golgi apparatus
Source: RefSeq, a predicted model, not a curated record